Messenger RNA from Penicillium arizonense, 1461 nucleotides. RefSeq names its product splicing factor ESS-2 family protein. Gene Ontology annotation, cellular component: catalytic step 2 spliceosome. The transcript has a single exon. The record is from RefSeq and is a predicted model, not a curated record. The coding region runs from base 1 to 1461 and encodes 486 amino acids. Lineage: Eukaryota; Fungi; Ascomycota; Eurotiomycetes; Eurotiales; Aspergillaceae.
AUGUCGUCUUCGCAGGAGCUGGUCAAGCGCCCAGAUGGCCAGCUCAUGCCACCUCCUCCACCUCCGAAACGGAUUAAACGCCCCGCGACUGUCCUCGACGAAGAUGUCUACACCAGUACACUAUCCCACAUCAUCGCUCGCGACUUCUUCCCAGGAUUACUCGAAACCCAAAGCAAGCAAGAGUACCUGGAUGCGCUAGAAUCAAAAGAUAAAGCAUGGAUCGCAAGCUCGAAGAAGAAGUUGGCAGAUGUUAUGCGCACGCCCACACCAGGCUCAAACGCAAGGAGAAAGACGGACUCCGCGGGCACGCCACAGCAUUUCCCAUCCAGUCGACCUGAUGAAACACCCCAUGGCUGGGGAGGCGAUACACCCAUGUCUGUCGUGUCGACAUCAACAGCAGCGACAGAUGCUCAGGAGCAAAACGUCCCCGACGUAUCGAACAUAGGCCUCCUCGGCUUCCAGGCAAAAUACACCAGCGAAGAUAACGAGUCCUUUAACAAAGUUAUCGACAAGCAAAAUAUCAAACGCAGAGAAAAAUACCCCUGGCUCUGGACCGGCAACAAAGUCCCCUCGGCUCGCCAAAUCGCCCACCACAACCAAGAAACAAAGCGCAUCACAGCACAAGGCGGGAAUCCCGAAACGGCCCUGAUCAAGCAAGACGGCCCGGCCAUAAAAACAGACUUAGAUGCUCGCCCUGCGAAACCAGACUCGUGGAAGACCCGCCCGGAUAAUACCCUCAUGUUCCUCCCCUCGUCGGUAGAGGAUACACACGAAACCCUCCCCCAGAAGGCAGAACUUUCGUCCCGCGCCGGCCCAAAACGAACCCUCUAUCAAAACACAAGGCUUCUAGACGCCGAAGCCGCAGCUGCAGCAGACUCAAUCCCACAAUCCCCUUCUCUCUCCGUAAUCCAAGACGCCAUAGCCGGCCGACCCCGCCUGAAUGAAUCGGAAGCCAUGUCCACGGCAGGAGGCGAAACACCCCGUGUAAACGGCUAUGCCUUCGUCGAUGAAGACGAGCCCGAACCUGAACCAUUCAGCUACAACCCCGGAUCGUCGGACUACGAAGCAGACUGGCGCCUCCUAGGUCAAGCAGAUAAAACACCAAACCCAUUCCAACUAUCCGAAACUGGUAAACGCGAAGCCCUCCAUCAUCGCAUGGUCGAUCGUGUUGCGCGCAAUAAACGCGCCGAGAAGGCUGCGCGGAUGACCAAAACGCCUGUUUCGAAUACGCCGCGCUUCGCUAGUAGUCCCAUGUUGGGUUCUGGGAGGACUCCUGGCUCUGUUACUUCUGCUUCUACUUCUAAUGGAACUGGGAAGCAGGGGAAGAUGCUUACGCCUGCGGCGCAUCGGUUGUUGAAUCAGGUUGGGGGAACACCGAGGUUUGGAUCCUCUGGGAAUCGGUCUAGGAGGUCUGGGCUUGGGAAUGUUUGGUCGCCGAAGUUGACGCCGAAGAAAAAGUGA